Molecule: messenger RNA, 748 nt
Organism: Anarrhichthys ocellatus (wolf-eel)
Lineage: Eukaryota; Metazoa; Chordata; Actinopteri; Perciformes; Anarhichadidae
Gene: arl11
Product: ADP-ribosylation factor-like 11
Exons: 3
Coding region: 33-593 (186 amino acids)
Molecular function (GO): GTP binding; GTPase activity
Source: RefSeq, a predicted model, not a curated record
UGGAGCAGGUUCAAGCUUAAGGAUGUGUUGCCAUGGUGAUUUUGCCAAACUUGCUUUGUGGAACCGAAAAGCCUCACUUAUGUAAUCUUAUCCUGAAGAUUAUCCGGCUAACUCAGUUAGCCACGUACAAGGAACGGGGCCCAGUUGUGAAUGUGAUCGUUAUCUUUCAGGUGAUGGAAACGUCUCCGACCAUCGGAUUCAACGUAGGAACUCUGGACCUCGACAAGAAGACGUCUCUGACUGUUUGGGACGUCGGAGGACAGAAGAGCAUGAGAGCCAACUGGAGGUACUACCUCGAUGACUGUAAGGCUCUGGUCUUCGUGGUGGACAGCAGUAAUCCAGCUCGACUUCCGGAGGCCCAGAAGGUCCUGAAGAAGGUUCUGAAUGAGGAGAAGCUUCGAGGAGUUCCUCUGAUGGUUCUGGCCAACAAGAAGGACCUGGCAGACUCCAUGACCAUCAGGGAGAUCUCCAACCAGCUGGAUCUUCCCAGUCAUGAGGAUCGUUUGUGGGAGAUACAGGCAUGCAGCGCUCUGAAGGGACUCGGCCUCCAGCAGGCUUUCAUGUCAGUCAGCAAACUCAUCAAGAAGACAUGAGGGGGGGGGGGGCAAUUAAAAUUCACAAUAUUUAUUAUUUAUAUUGAUUAAAAGUUUAAAAAAAAAGUGUAGAUGAAAUAAUAAAAAUAUAAAGAUGAUUGAUGAUGAUGGUUUGUUUGAUAAUCAAACUUUAAGGUUUGAAGGAUCAUUAACUC